UUCAUGGGCCUUUCCUGGGCCAAAAAAAUGGAAAACCCUAUGUCAUCCAGGCGGUCAACGCCAGCAUCCAGCUCCUACGUGCGAGCGCCAGCCGCCCUCCUCUCCAGCGCGUGGACGCGCAGCCGGCCGCCGCCCUCAUCUACACCAGCGUCGCCGCUCUACCCCCUCCAGCGGACCAGCGCCGCCGUCGGUCGGCCUCCAGCGGACCAGCACCGCCGCCCUGACUCCCUCUCCUCCAGCGUCGCCACCCACAUCCUCCCUCCACAAUCCUCUAACAGCCAGUGCCCCACCUCUCCUCCCCUCUGCCCCCCUCCUCCCUCCACCAUCCUCCAGCAGCCAGCGUCCAUCCCAGGUUUAGGUUUCCAGCAGCCAGCGCCCAGCCCAGGUUCAGGUUUUCAGUGACACUGAAGCACCCCAAGUUCAAAUUCAGACAUAGUAAGUCACCAUGUCUUCGUCCAUGCAAUCUUCAUACCUUCCUGCUACCACUGAGUCCGUAGCCAAGGCUCAGGAGGCCAAGGACGCUUCUGAGUCCAUCUCAAUCCUCUACCGCGUGCUUGAGGAUCCCUCUUCAUCUGCGGAUGCACUGAGAGUAAAAGAGCUUGCCAUCACGAAUCUCACAAACUACCUCACAAAAGAGAACAGAGCUGAAGACCUCAGGAACCUUUUGACCCAGCUCAGGCCCUUUUUUGCAUUGAUCCCCAAGGCGAAGACUGCGAAGAUUGUGCGUGGCAUCAUUGAUGCCGUUGCCAAGGUGCCUGGAACAUCUCAGCUUCAGAUCUCACUGUGCAAGGAGAUGGUAGAAUGGACCCGUGCAGAGAAGCGAACCUUCCUCAGGCAGCGUGUGGAAGCAAGGCUGGCAGCCCUUCUGUUGGAGAAUCAGGAGUAUACUGAGGCUCUUACACUCCUUUCUGGACUCAUCAAGGAAGUUAGGAGGCUGGAUGACAAGUUGCUUCUUGUGGACAUCGACCUUUUGGAGAGCAAGCUCCAUUUCUCUCUGAGAAACCUUCCAAAGGCCAAAGCUUCUCUGACUGCUGCCAGAACUGCAGCCAAUGCCAUUUAUGUGCCGCCAUCUCAGCAGGGCACAAUUGAUCUGCAGAGUGGGAUCCUUCAUGCUGAAGAGAAGGAUUACAAGACUGCUUACAGCUACUUCUUCGAAGCAUUUGAAGCUUUCAGUUCACUGGAAGAUCCCAAGGCUAUCUUCAGCUUGAAGUACAUGCUUCUGUGCAAGAUAAUGGUCAACCAAGCUGAUGAUGUUGCAGGAAUCAUCUCAUCGAAGGCUGGCCUCAAGUAUCUGGGUCCUGAUGUUGAUGCUAUGAAAGCUGUGGCCGAUGCCUACUCCAAAAGGUCUCUGAAGUACUUCGAAACUGCUCUCCGUGAUUACAAAGCUCAGCUGGAAGAAGAUCCUAUUGUCCACAGGCACCUUUCCUCGCUGUAUGACACUCUCUUGGAGCAGAACCUCUGCAGGCUGAUUGAGCCCUACUCAAGGGUGGAGAUUGCUCACAUAGCAGAGAUGAUUGAGCUGCCAAUGAACCAUGUUGAGAAGAAGCUGUCCCAGAUGAUCCUCGACAAGAAAUUCGCAGGGACACUUGAUCAAGGCGCUGGCUGCCUCAUCAUCUUCGAGGACAGCAAGACUGAGGAGAUCUUCCCUGCCACACUUGAAACGAUCACGAAUGUUGGCAAGGUUGUGGACAGCCUGUACAUGAGAUCGGCCAAGAUCAUGGCCUGAAAGAUGCAGUGGGAGGCCUAGGUGUCGUCAGCUUCUUUUCUUGGUCUAUUGUCAGUUCAGUUAACCAAACUUUAGCUGUCCAAGAGACAUCUUAUUGUGGAUUUUUUUUUUAUUUGUGGUUUUGGGUGGCAGACUGUUUGCGUUACAAUUUGCUCAUGUUGCUCAUGAAUACUCAUGUUUCUGUUUGAUGGAAGUACUGUUAAGGCUAUGAUGUUUUUAUACUUUAUGUUA
Messenger RNA from Zea mays, 1957 nucleotides. Its product is annotated as 26S proteasome non-ATPase regulatory subunit 11-like protein. Bases 446 to 1726 code for a protein of 426 amino acids. Gene Ontology annotation, molecular function: protein binding. The transcript has 2 exons. NCBI's taxonomy places the organism in Eukaryota, Viridiplantae, Streptophyta, Magnoliopsida, Poales, Poaceae. The record is from RefSeq and is a predicted model, not a curated record.